Nasonia vitripennis (jewel wasp) is the source of this 3106-nucleotide messenger RNA. Its product is annotated as DNA mismatch repair protein PMS1. The record is from RefSeq and is a predicted model, not a curated record. The transcript has 13 exons. The coding region runs from base 121 to 2721 and encodes 866 amino acids. Gene Ontology annotation, molecular function: ATP binding; ATP hydrolysis activity; ATP-dependent DNA damage sensor activity. Gene Ontology annotation, cellular component: MutLalpha complex. Gene Ontology annotation, biological process: mismatch repair. Lineage: Eukaryota; Metazoa; Arthropoda; Insecta; Hymenoptera; Pteromalidae.
AACUCAGUCGACGUGCGGAUCGAUCAGGCGCGCAAUAAAAAGCGUCUGCUGUAAUGCGAAAAUAUACCGGCUCUCAUUUUGUUUUUGUUUACGUUUUAAAAAAUUCAUAAACCCAUUAAAAUGUCGAUUAAACCGCUGAGUAAAGAAACGGUAAAACUCAUCAACAGCGGACAAGUUAUUUCAUCGAUCUACAGUGCAAUCAAAGAACUCGUGGAAAAUUCUCUUGAUGCUCAAGCACAGAACAUCGAGGUUAAUCUGGUGGAUGAUGGUUUGUCACUCAUUGAAGUCAAAGAUAAUGGUUGUGGAAUUAGUAGAGAUGAUGCUCAAUACAUGGCAUUACACGCACACACAUCUAAGAUUUCAGACUUUAAUGAUUUAGACUUACUGUCAACCUAUGGAUUUCGAGGUGAAGGUUUGACUUCAGUUUGUCAAGUAGCAGAUGUAACAAUAUCAACAAAAACUGAAGAAGAUGUAACUAUGUUACGCUAUACAUUGAAUCAUGAUGGGCAGGUUGUUGAUUCAGAAUUAUCUCAUGGAUUGACUGGCACAACAGUACAAAUGAGAAAUUUAUUUAAAAAUAUGCCUGUUCGAAGAAAUAUUCUGACUAAUAAAAAAAGAAUGAACCAAGAAUUAAAAGCAAUAGAAUUGCUUUUAAAAAUGUUUUCUAUUUGCAAACCUUCGGUAAGAUUUAUGCUCAGAGUAAAUGGUAAAACUGUUUUUACAAAAAUAAGUUGUAAAACUGUAAUGGAAGCUGUUAGGUCUGUUUACGGAUCACAAAUUUUCCCAAAAUUGACCCACAUUACAAAAAGUUUUGGUCAAACUGAAAUGCAACUGUUUAUACCAGAUAAAAAUGUAAAAGAUGCCAGUGAAGUAUCACAAGUUGGGUUGCAAUUUGUGUGUGUAAAUGGUCGACCAAUUAAAUCAAAAGAAAUUGAAAAGAAAAUAAAUAAAAGAAUUUCAGAAUAUUUCAACCAGAACACUUCAAGUUCUCGUAAAUUUGUAUUUUGUUUGAUACUUAAAGUUGAUCCAUCAAUGCUUGAUGUAAAUUUGGAACCAAAUAAGGAUAAAAUAUACCUUCAGAAUGAGACUGCAGUAUUGAGUGAAAUAGAUAACUCUCUUCUUAGUUUCUAUGAACUUCAAGAUUCUCAGAUGUCAACACAACAAAGUGAUAUUGAAAAUGUCAAUUGCAAUUUUAAUAUUCUAAAUGAGUCAGAUAAAGUUAACCAAGUGGAAAAAGAGUGGCCUGCAUGUAAAAAACGAAAACUUAAUUUAAAAGAUGAGAACAUUCAUGAUACAAGUACAUCAAAUAAAAAUAGCCCAGUUAAAAGAAAAUCAAUGGAUAAUACAAGGAAACAAUCGGACGCUUCUUUUUUGCAAUCUAUAAAUGGACCAGCACUAAGUGAUUCAGAUUCAAACGAUGCAGAUGCAGAACACUUUGAUAAAAGGAUAUCGAAGCCAAAAGAUAAGGCACCUGAAAUGAUGGACAUAGCAGAACUCGACAAUGAAGACAAUAAUUCUGAACUUUUUGACCUUGCUCCAAAUCCUAUCACAAAUCACCAGGUUGUGAAAGAAACUUUGUCUCAAUUGCCAAAGGUGGAUUUGGGAGAAGAUUUCGACUGGGAAGAAAUCGUUAAUAAAAGUAAUAAAUCAAAUGGUGUAAAAACUGAAAGUUCUGAAGUAAUCCUUGAUAAAAUAACAGUGACUGAUGUAGCAUGGAGCAAAGGGCAAGUUCCAGGAUUGCAAGGUGGUGUUGCUAUUGGAUUUGAUGAUGAACAAAACAGUGCUAAAAACAACAGAGACUUCAGAGAAAGCCCGAUAGUUCAGUCAGAAGAUUCCGAAUCAUUUGACUUUCAGAAAGAUGUGAAGACAAUUAAUGAUAGUGAAGAACCUAUUGAUGAUAGCAAUGUAUCAAUUCCGGAAAAUGCAGAGUUUGAAUGGAAUGUAAAUGUAAAAAACACAAAAAAGAAAACUCCAUCUAAAAAGAAUAGUGAAAAAUCAGCUGGCACAUCCAAACAAGUUAAAAGAUCUCUUGCUUCCUCUAAUGAUCCCACUCAAACUAAGAUUCUUUUUGCUGGAGAUAACGCAGGUUUGAUUAAUACGGGACUAUCAGCCUUUGCUAUGUAUUGUGCAGAAGCAAGAACAAAAAUUCUUAAAGAACAUCCAGAACUCACACCUGCAGAGGUUGCAGUUUAUAUGAAUCAACAGUGGAAAGAGAUAUCGCCUGAGGAACGGCAGUAUUAUCGCGAUCUUGCAAAUAAACAAAAUCAAAGUGAGAAUAAUACCUCCUUGUCUCAGGCCCCUAAAAAGUCAAAACCUAAACUAAGCCAAGCUGAAGCAGACAAAAAUAGAAAGCAGCUUGUAAGUAUGCUGGAAAGUAUGAAGGUAAAUAAAACUGAAGCAAAAAAGGAAAACAUAAUAAUGAAGACUUUUGCACUAUGGGAUAUGAGUACAUCGAUAGUAAAAGAAAGAUUCCAAAUGCCUGAAGUAACAGAAGUUGAACGAUUUAUUGUUGGUCCGUUAAAUUCAAAAAUUUGGAUUGUAAAUAUAAAAUCAAAACUUUUUGUAUUUGAUGUUACAAUACUUCAUGAUGGAUUAAAUGUAAAAGAUUAUGAUAUAAGCCAGAUUAGUGCAGGCUACGUUAACGAUCUUGUUGAUAAAUGGAUUACAGAACAAAGUAAUAUGAACGUUUUUCAUCAAUUACAUUCCAUGGAAAAAUAUUAAUUUUUUGAAAGUAUUUUUACUUUCUUUGAUAUCACACGUUUAUUGAUAUACUUAUAAGUGUUUAUUGCUCCUUAAUUUCAAUUAUAAAUUUUAACUGUAAAUAAUUAUUAACAUCAUUACUUGAAUUUGUAAUUGUUAUGCAUAGAAUAAUUUAUGAAUCUUCAAAAAUUUAGAGUAUUAUGUAUAUGUAUAUUUUGUAUGUUGAAAUAGACUGUUUUCAUCAUGUUUUUAUAUAAAAUAAUGAUGUUAUGUAGUUAAUUAUUGCACAGUCAGAUACUUAACCUUUUUUUAAACAUUAGUAAACCAACUAAUUUCUACAGAAUACCUAUACUUGUAAAAUUCCAAAGUUAUAAACAGAAGUUGUACACAUUUGGGUACCUAUAUU